UCGCCUGAAAAUGAAGGGAGGAAAGGGAAAAGGGGCAACAAAGAAGGAAACUAAGGAAGUGCUGAAGCCAGCUGAUGACAGAAAGGUUGGGAAACGCAAGGCUGCAAUUAAGGCAGAUAAGAGUAGCAAAAGACAGGCCAAGAAGGAAAAAAAGGCCAAAAAAGAUCCUAACAAACCAAAGAGGCCUCCAAGUGCUUUCUUUGUUUUCCUUGAAGAGUUCAGGAAACAAUACAAGCAGGAACAUCCCAAUGUGAAGGCUGUCUCAGUUGUUGGUAAAGCUGGAGGAGAGAAGUGGAAAUCAUUGUCUGAUGCUGAGAAAGCUCCAUAUGAAGCCAAAGCUGCAAAAAGGAAGAGUGAAUACGAAAAGCAAAUGUCUGCCUACAACAAGAAACAAGAAAGUGUGACUGAUGAUGGUGAUGAGGAGUCUGAUAGGUCAAAGUCUGAAGUCAAUGAUGAGGAUGAAGAGGAAAGUGGAGAGGAGGAGGAAGAUGAGGAUGAGGAUUGAAGACGGGGACAUCCGGACUAUGGAAUUACAGAGAAGCCUCGGUUGUUUAUGACGGUGCCUUGGGUCGAAGUCUUGGGCCUUUGAAAUGAUAAUGAUGUCGUUACUGUGCCUCUCUAUUUCCAAUGUUAGGCUUUGUAUAUUUGUUCACUUAUCUUGCUUUUAUGCUAAGUGGAACCUAUGCUUGCAAAGAAUACUCAUCCUUGUAGUAAGUCUUAUCAGUUGCUAUUUUUUAAUCGUAUCCAUAAACCUAUGAUGAAUCUAUUAUUGUAGGAGCAGAUGCGCUCCUGACAAUGGUCAUAUUAUCUGCAAGAAUUUGAUGAUGCUUAGAUGUC
This is a messenger RNA of Elaeis guineensis (African oil palm), 837 nucleotides long. The record is from RefSeq and is a predicted model, not a curated record. NCBI's taxonomy places the organism in Eukaryota, Viridiplantae, Streptophyta, Magnoliopsida, Arecales, Arecaceae.